Molecule: messenger RNA, 5773 nt
Organism: Styela clava
Lineage: Eukaryota; Metazoa; Chordata; Ascidiacea; Stolidobranchia; Styelidae
Product: nephrin-like
Biological process (GO): cell-cell adhesion
Cellular component (GO): plasma membrane; cell-cell junction
Molecular function (GO): cell adhesion molecule binding
Source: RefSeq, a predicted model, not a curated record
UUAUCUUUUUUACAGAUAACAAAGUAUGUUAACAGAAAUCAAUUGAUAAAAACCUGGCAUAAAAUAAAUUAAAUAAACGUUUACGUUACAAAGAACUAUAUUGACUGUAAACCGAAAGAACAGCGAUUCCACGACAACUGAAACAGAGGACAAACAAUGCUUGGAUUGUAUCAGGCGGAGAAAUGGAUCGUCUUGAUGAUGUUAUUUAACUCCGUGGCGUGUCAAGUCCCGAAGCAUUAUUUCGUUCGGCAACCAUUCAAUACGACUGUGACUAUCGGAGGAAGAGCUUCUUUGAGAUGUGCGAUCGCUAACCUACAUACCGAGGUACAAUGGAGUGUCGAUGGUUUCGGGCUCGGAAGAUGGUUUUCUGAUCCACGACUUUCCUUGACUGGCAGCGAAAGUAAAGGUGAAUACAAUCUACAAAUUGUUAACGUUAAACUAGAAGAUGAUGGUAUGUAUAGAUGCCAAGCUACCGGAAGCGAAGAUGAGGGACUCGACAAUUUGAUUUCUCGUGCGGCUUACCUCAACGUCAUCGUUCCGCCCAAGAAAGUCCGAUUGGAACCCUCAGUAUCCGGAGUAAUCGAUGUUAAGUAUCCAAACAGUGUCAAAAUUACUUGCUCAGUUCCCGAAACCAAGCCUGCAUCUGUCAUCAAAUGGAGAGUCCAAGGCAAAGAAUACAGCGGCUCAAUAAGCAAGAAAGUCCUUACAAAAUGGGGUUCAAAACUGGUCACGACCUCAAGCAGUAUCACUCUCCAACCAAGCAAAGUUCAAAAUGGCUCGAUGGUGGAAUGUAUUGUCAGCCAUUUAGCUAUGAACUCGCCGAUCUCAAGCAUUUCCAAGUUGAAUGUUCUGUAUCCUCCCAGCGCGCCACGAAUUUCUGGAUUUGCCGGUCAGCCCAUGAGAAGCGGGGACCAACUAUCCCUAAAGUGCGAAGCAGCUGGUGGGAAUCCUUCUGCAAAAAUCACCUGGCUAAUUGAUGAUGAGGUCAUCCACGGAGAAUACACACCAACAAAAGAUGGUUCACAGAGCUUGUUACGGCACAAACUUCGUCCAGACGACGAUGGAAAGAUACUAACAUGUCGUGGAGAAAGUCCAGCCCUUGAUUCACCUUUAACCGAUCAAUUGAAAUUGGAAGUGCAAUAUCCUCCUGAAAACAUUGUUAUAGAACGUGACCCGGAAGAUGGCGCACCCGAGAAUGGAAUUAUAACACUCACGUGUCAUUAUGCACGUAGCAAUCCACGCGCAAGCCUAGCAUGGUUCAUUGAUGGUAUCGAACUACCCUUGCAUUGGAGUGAUGGUGUAGUAUCUGUGCCGUAUAUGAUUCGAAAUCUAGGUGCUGACCCAUCCGCUGCACGUAUCAGCUUGACUCUUACUUCAGUACGCCGCCAAGAUGCAAACGCUAAAAUUACGUGUCGAGCAACAAUUCCAGAAAUCGAUUACGUUGGCGAGGCUUCCACAUAUCCCAAGGUCAACUAUCCUCCAAGAAAACUGGCUUUGACGACAUUUUCUCUCAGCGCGCCUGUGACAAUUACACCUACACCAAGUACUGUCAAUAUUCCUGAUUCGAAGGCUAGCGAGAAUUCUUCGGGCAAAGAAGUAUCAUAUAAAGUGGGUGAUGUCGUUUUGCUGCGAUGCGAGACCAGGGGAGGAAAUCCACCGCCAAAUUUGAAUUGGCAUCGAGAUGACACUUCGAUCAUUGGUGACGAAAAUACCGCUAUUUCCGCUCCGGAGGUAAAAGUAUACACUGGGAAAAGCGCGGAUGGUGCGACAACCGGAGAAUUCAUCACAAUUUCAACCCUUGAACUGACUUUGGAGGCGUCUCACAAUGAUGCAGUCAUAUCGUGCGCAGCAAACCAUCCCGGCUACCAGGAUACGCUAGUGGAUAAAAAGAAGCUUUCGGUUGCGUUUCCCCCAUCUUCACUAAUAAUUGAGCAAUUUCCUUCUACAUCACUCGUUGUUGGAAAUCCAAUGAGUUUGACAUGCACAACCUCGUCCAGUAAUCCGCCAGCAAAAAUCACAUGGUAUCGAAACAAUGUGGAAUUUUCAAAACAAUAUGUUAUAGAACUGCCCUUAACAGUUGGUGAAUUGGGAGGAUACGUCGCGUCCAGUCGGUUGAGAAUCACAAAUCCCAAAGUUGAAGACGAUGGUGCUGAUAUUGCAUGCAAGGCAGAGGUUCACGUUCUCCAGCAAAGCAUAACAAAACCACACAAGUUAAACAUAGAAUAUCCACCAGUAUUUUAUCCUAUCGGUAACAACGCAAUGUCUAUCAACGCAACUUAUGGAGAUAACUUUGUUGAUAUCGAAACAAUUGCCCAUUCGAAUCCAUCAGGAAUGACGUAUUCUUACUUCCGUAUCUUAUCCAAUAACAUCGGAAGCGACGGCGGUGAGCAAAUAACAAAGAAACCAUUGACGAAGGACACGCGUUUAGUUUGGAAUGAGAAUAGUGGUCGUUUACGCAUAAACAGCGUGAUGGAAGAUGAUGGAGGCCUUUACAUGAUUCGUGCUACCAAUGCUAGAGGAUCAACAGAGUUGAAUAUCACUCUUAAUGUUUUCUAUCCCGCAAGAAUCACUAGCAUUAGCGGACCAACUACAACAUUACAGGAAGGAGAUUCCACCGAAUUACGAUGUGAUUUUAAAUCCCAUCCACUCACACCAGCUCACGUUACUUGGGUUAAAGAGAUUCCUGGAAACGGAAGGGAUAGCUAUGAUGUGGAAAAUUUUCAAACGCACAGCAUCUUAUCGCUCGCCAACAUAACUGCUGAUGAUCGUGGAGGUUACAGAUGUGUUGUGGACAAUGGAAUAGGAGAACCAGCGACAGAUCAUAUCAAAAUUGACAUGCUAUAUUCUCCUGCCUUCUUCGAUGUAAGUCCAAGUAAAGUUGCAGUGUCAUCCGUGGACAGCUCAGGUGCUCUCUCCCCAGCAGCGGUUCUUCCUUGUAUCGUACAUUCUACGCCGGCUUCAACCAUUACUUGGAUGAAGGGAGAAUUGCCAAUCGUUGUUUUUGAUAAUAGCGGAUUUUCAGUUAUAAAUGAAGUUAUCGAUUUCGAAACCUCCAAAAGUACUUUGAGAGUCGCCAAUGUUCAGCCAAAUGAUGCAAACAUUAACGACUCUAGUAUCGUGGCACAAUUCCGCUGUGUAGCAAAAAAUAAACAAGGAAAGCGAACAAAAUUAAUCAACAUUGUGCUUCAAGGACCACCCGAUGCUCCAUCAAAUCUUCAUAGUUUCAACACGUCGCAUUUUUCCGUUUAUUUAAUCUGGAAACCCGGCUUCGAUGGCGGUGUACAGCAAAAAUUUGUUGUACAAUACAAGGAAAUCCAACAUGGUAAACCCGAUGCACGAUACCAGAAACUUGUUGCUGAAACCAAUGAAGUCCUUGUGGAAGGUCUCAAAGCCAACAAGAGAUAUACUUUCCAAGUAUUCGCCAAAAACAGUUACGGAGAAAGUGAUCCAUGUCAGAGUAUCGUUCUGCAAACAGCAAUCUCGUCUAACCGCGAGUCGAGAGAUGUUUGGGCCGUCUUUGGAGUCGCCAAAGGAUAUGUUAUUACACUUGCUGUGGUCAGCCUUCUCAUAUUUAUCUUCGUGAUAGGGAUCAGUGUAAUAGCAUUCAGACGAUGCAGAAUUGCAAAGCAGAGUUACAAGCCUAAAACUAUUGAAACAGACUGCGAAAGCCUCACACACGCAGAGUCAAGUUUGUCAUCUCGCGGUUCGACGAGUAAACGAAGACAAGAAAAAGUUGACACUGAUUGCAAAGAAGAUCAACACAUGCUAACCAGAAACGUAGAAGGUGAAUCUGGAUUUGACUAUCAAUUUGACAGUGAAGACCCCGCGACAAAAAUAAUCUCUUCUGAUUCAAGGGAAGCCAGACAGCCGUGCUACUUAGAUUGCUCGGUAUCAAGGUGUGACAGUCAGAGUUCUAUUGACCAGCCAGAUUCCAGAUAUGGCCAUGCCUCGAAAUUCUCGUUUCCUACGUUCAAAGACGACGUCAAUGCUGUGACAUCACAAGCGUCACUAUCUCGCUUCGGAUUUGCGAGUCAAAGUGCUCGAAUGCAGAGGCCCAUCACAGAGGAGCCGCAUAUGCCUCGUAAUUUCACGCAGCCUCGCUUUCGAAGAGAUGUUUUGCCUAGCGAUGAAUGCCUCACAAACAACCGCAGAAAGUCAUUCGACAAAUCUCUGGAUCUUCCACUUCCUCCAGUUUUACCACUUUACGAAGGACAUAGUUACUCAAAAAGGCCGAGUGGAGGCAACAGUUGUGAUGCACUAAGCUCCCUGUCGUACUCUGGAACUAACGUCGCAAAAAACACACAAGGUUUGGGAUACCGAAGCAGCUUACGACAAUACCGCACUCUCGAUUCGUCGCGAUAUAGUUUUGAUCCUUACUGCGAAGAUUGUUGCAGUGCCAUUCCGGAAUGUAGAACAUCAUUCGUAAAUUCCAAACCUAUUCUGCAAAACCAAUCCAUAUACAAUGUCAAUUCAGCCGAAACCUGCCUUUAUAACGUCGUGUCGAGGCCAUCAGAUCCCUGUGGAUAUGCAACAUCUUUGAUGUCCAUGUCAGAUAAUCCUAUAGAAGAAUAUGCCGUAGACGUGGACAGGGAUCAUUCUGCAUAUGGUGGCACCAGAAAUUCUCAAAGUUCUUCGACUUCAAGCAACAGUGGAUUGUAUGUCAGAAGUUUGGACAAUAUGAGCAAUGCAACUAACAUUCCCAAGCAGAGGACAAGCAUCGUAAAUGACGACGGGACCAUCAAUACUUUCGGGCUCGAUCUUCCACUUCCCGAAUCGCGAACAAAUGCGCUUGGUGUAAUCGAAGAAACCAGAUCUCAGCAUAAUUCAUCAAAUUUCACUGGCACAGGGGAAAAUGAAACAUGCAAAAUGUCGUCGCCCUCAGCUACUAAUGAAAGGUUUACUAAGGAUAGAAAAAGCUCUAUGAGAUCAAACACAUCUACAAUUCCGUCAAGACAACAAAAAAGGGACACGAAUCAGACCGUACGAUUUCGCGACGAACUAUCUUUAGCUCUAAACGUUUCGAGAACAAACGCAUCUCAAAACUUGGAACAUAAUCAUUCUGAUGACGAUGAUACAGACAGUGGAUGUGGUGGAAGUGCUGACGUUGCCGUUCAUUCCGAUAGAUCGCCGACAUAUCCAACACCAGAAAAAUUUUCCACGUCUUCGGCAUUCACACCUGUAGGCGAAGGCGGGGAAACAGUACUUCGAAUCUAGCUUUUAGUAAACCGCAGCAAAAGUUACAAUAACCAAGUUUAAAUCUGAAUAUAUUCCCCAGCAGCUUUAUCUGAUAGACUGGUAUUACCUCCGAUAACAUCAAAUUGCUUGCGAAAAAUGGUCGUUUGCUUUUGUACAUAACUGCAUAUCUUUUGUUUAUUCUUUUUUUUUUAAUUUAAGAAAUAUGCCACAGUUCCAUAGGCCAAAGUGGCGUAUUUUUGCUUAGUGCUUUUUGUUAUAUAUUGUCACCAUAUCAUAGAAAUAUUUUUCGUCUUAAGGUGAUUGCAUUAUUCAUGGCAAUGCUUGCUUUCCUAUUCGCAAUUUGCAUUGUCGCGGUAAAUCUGUUCUUUCGCUUGCCUUCAUUCUAAGCGAUGACCGUUUUGACAAAAUUAGAAAAUUGCUGCAUUUGUUGGAUUAGUCGGCGCAUUGAUUUGAUCGUUUUUUUUUCACUGACGCAAUUUUCUAAAAUUAUUAUUAUUCGCUUUCUUUUUUUCAUAUUUUGUGUGCGAACAAACAAUUUUCCACUGAUCUGAAAAAUACACCAAAAUAUUAUGCACCA